UGUGUGUUGAGGCGCAUUAUUUGGCAACAGACGCGGCAGUGGGGAGGGCCGAAAAAAAGAGGAUAUCCCCUGGAUUUCUAAAAAGCAACGAUUUAUCGAGGUUAACUGCAGAUUAAACAUUCCUUGGUCGACCGUCGGCGAAGAACGGGCAACAAAACGAGCGAGGGAUGUCUGAGGAGGCUGUCCGCCAGACACGCAGCCAGAAGAGGGCGUUGGAAAGGGACGCUGCUCCCCAGUCUAGAGAACCCACUGAUGCUGACAAUGAAAGCAAAAAGCCUAAAUUGGACCCAUCUGAAUCCACAACAGAGACACAAACUAAACCCACACCUGACCCUGUCUUGGAACAGGACAGUCAGAGCCGGACAGGGGACGGAUCAGCGCACGGGAAAGAGCAGAGUCGCUCGGCAUUAUCUUUAGUGUUACCUUUGGCCUCUCAGCCAGUGCAGGAUGAACAGGAGCGGAACCACAGACAACAGACGGUUGAACCAAGCUCAGACAAUCGAACUGACUGCAAUGACAGAGCCAGGAGGGUGAAGACAGAGCCAGCCAUGGAUACAAGGAGCCGGGUACGACUCACGGAGCCUAAGCCGUCCAGUGGUCUGCUGGCUGCAGGCGAGGUGAAGGCCACCAUUAAAGUUGAAGUUCAAACGGGAGAACAGCCCGUGGACAUGAGUACCUCAAGAGGUAUUAUAAAAAGGGAGAAGCGUCCUCCGUCCCCUGAAGAUGACGACGUCAUCAUAUUGUCAGAUAACGACUCCCCCAGUCCACCGAUGAAUGGCUUCAGCCACUUUAAGGAGCUGGACACAGACCUGCUCAUGAAGAGCAGCCCAGCUGAGAGGGAGCGCAUCAUUAAGCAGCUGAAGGAGGAGCUGAGACUGGAAGAGGCCAAGCUGGUGCUGUUGAAGAAACUUCGGCAAAGCCAGAUACAGAGGGACACUCUCCAGAAGCCCUCAGGUCUGUCCAGCUCCUCUGCUCCUCCUCCUCUAAUUCGAGGAACAAUUGCAAGCAAUAAAGGCUCUCAGCAGAUUGUGACAGGCAGGAGUUCAGGCACAGUCAUCCCUCCGCCACUGGUGAGAGGAGGGCAGCAGGUGUCGUCCAAACAUGGCUCCCAAAUCAUAAUGCCGCCUCUAGUCAGAGGGGCACAGCCCAUCUCUGUAUCUCCACAGCAGAUCCAGGCUCUCCGCCAGCAGCAGCAGCAGCAGCAGCAGAUGGCUGCCUCUGGAGGUUCAGGCUCAGGCUCAGGACCCCCUCCUCUGCUGUUGGGCCCCAGGACCUCAGCCCCUGCUGGCCAGAGAGGCAUGGCCCAGCCAGGCCUCAUCAGAGUAGGCAGUAGCGCUAACAUGCUGGUCAGUAUCUUACAGGCCUCACCAUCCAGUUUGAAGGGCUCUUCUUCAGGAAGCAGCGGCAUGUCUGUGGUUAGCAUGAAUGACUCUCCAGCCAGCCGCCAAGCUGCAGCUAAACUAGCCCUGCGGAAACAACUGGAGAAGACCCUCCUGGAGAUUCCCCCACCCAAGCCCCCUGCCCCAGAGUUUAACUUUCUGCCCUCUGCAGCCAAUAAUGAGUUUAUCUACCUGGUGGGACUGGAAGAAGUGGUACAGAAUCUGCUGGAUACCAUCCACAGAGGAAAGACAGGUGUAGCACUGUCAAAGCCCAAUGUCAGAGACCCCUUCAUCUGCACCCAGUGCAACACUGACUUCACCUGCCGCUGGAGGCAGGACAAGACAAAAGGCGGGGCAGUCCUCUGUGAACACUGCAUGUCAUCCAAUCAAAAAAGGGCUUUGAAAGCUGAGCAUACCAAUAGGCUGAAAGCUGCAUUUGUCAAAGCACUGCAACAAGAGCAGGAAAUAGAGCAGCAUAUUAUGCAGCAGACGUCCUCACCAGUCUCCCACAGUAGCUCCUCGUCCUCUUCAUCUGCCUCUUCAGCGAUGAAAGUAGAGCAGCUGGUGUCUCAGCAGCUGAAGCAGGCUCAGGCCAGAGCGUCGUCCCUCCAGCACCACCACCAGGCCAACCGAGGAGCCAACAUUCUUCACCGUCACUCAAUCAAGCAGAGCUCCCAUGGCCAGCUGUCCCAUGGUAUCUCAUCAGUGGGGUUGAGGGGCGUCCCCCACUCCUUCUCCUCCUCCUCCCAGCUGCAGAGCGCGGUGGCGGCUGCAGCUUUGGUCAGCCGGCCAGGUAAGCAUGACCAUGUUUCCCACCGCUCUGUCCAGAGUUCAAAGGUGAGCAGCAGUGGAAUCGACGGCGGCAGGAAUUUCAGCGGAGGUAGUUCCUCAUCCACUGCAUGGAAGAAGCAGAGCAACAGCAAUACAGGAGUCACUAUGGCCUAUGUGAACCCCAGCCUGACAGGUCACAAGACGUCAGCCACCGUCGACGCUCGUCAGAGGGAGUACCUGCUGGACAUGAUCCCCUCUCGCUCGUCGAUCUCGCAGACUGCAAAUACAUGGAAAUAAUUGAAACCGUACUCUACUAUUCAUUAGUAGUUUUUGUUAGAGUUCCUCAGUUCCAAUAAUACGGUCAACAGCAACCCCCAGAGGACUGUUAAGCAAAUACAAUCUCCUAAAGUGAAGAAACGUUCCUUCCUUACCUUUUGUAUGAUUGUUGUUUUAGUUUUAUUAUUUUGUAUUGUUUAUUUUGAGAUGCGCUGUUCUUUGGUAAUUGUGCAGAAACCAUUUUGAUUAUAGUGGGGCAAAGAAAAAUCAUAUACUUGAAGGGCUUCCCUGGGUACUUGUGUCCUCCAGACUGGGUGGUUCAGUCAUGGUGUGAUAAGAGGUUAUGUCUGCAUUGAGUACUUUGAUAAAAAGGCUCUGCCAUGAUGUGGGUCAAACUGACCCAACCUUUUGACACUUGAAUGGUUAUAGUCAUACCCAAAAGUUCACAUAUAACAAAAUACACCAUUUAUUUUAAACAAAAACAAAAUAAGUUGUAAAUGUUCAGUACAUCACCCCUGUAGUUAAAUGUUUGAAUUUAUUUUCUAUUUACAAUAAGUUAUUUUUUUUGAAUUGUUGUUAAAAAUCACUCAAAAUAUUGUGGUUUCUACAAAUGAAGAGUUUAUUCUAGCUUUGUUUUUGUUUAACAGCAUGCCUACCCUUAAACCCCUCUGUUCAUUUUGCACCUUAGCUGAAGAAGCAUGGUGUCAUUGCUCAAUUCAUCUGUAAUUACCAUCUGUAAUUUGCUUAUUUUAUAUUAAUGUCAACAUUGUAAGAUUAUUUUGAGUGUUAUGCUGUUGCUGAAAAAAUGCAAAUUGAGCUGACUUUGUCUUACUGGAGCCACAGAUCUUGCCUCCGAUUUAUUCAACUAUAAUUCCUACUUUUUGCGACAUAUACUUAGCCCUGAAUCAGUUCUUAAAGGGAAGGUCUCCCAGCUACCAAGAUCCUGGAAUACACAAGAACAUCUUUAUCUCGUACUCCUAACCAUAUUGUGUAAUUUCUCUACUUCCCAAUUUUAACUGCAUUGUACAAACUUAUGUUAACGUUUUAUUUGGUUUACUUUUUUCCUAGCUCCUACAGAAAUAAUAAAAAAUAUAAAUUUUAAA
Messenger RNA from Micropterus dolomieu (smallmouth bass), 3529 nucleotides. Its product is annotated as transcriptional repressor p66-alpha-like. Gene Ontology annotation, biological process: negative regulation of transcription by RNA polymerase II. The transcript is spliced from 11 exons. Gene Ontology annotation, cellular component: NuRD complex. The coding region runs from base 168 to 2447 and encodes 759 amino acids. The record is from RefSeq and is a predicted model, not a curated record. Lineage: Eukaryota; Metazoa; Chordata; Actinopteri; Centrarchiformes; Centrarchidae.